AUGGCAAAUCAGUGCUCGCUUAAUGGUUGUUGGUUCAAGUCUUCUGAAAUGAUCGCCAAAGAAGAAGAGGAACACUACUCAUCUCCUUUCCCACCCCGUCUUCCUCUUGAUUCAAGUACUGUGUAUUGUAAUCCAAUGGAUUGGCAGUUUCCCAUCGAACAAGGCUUUUACGAUGAAGUUCCUUUGAUGAGUACCUUCUCUACUGAUCCUUUAUAUGCUUCGUUGGACAUUGAACAAACUUCAACUCCAACUCAAGAUGGUUAUGAUGGGAAUGGGUUUUGGGAUGAACUGGGUUUGUUGUUUGAACCCUGCAACAAACAACCAAUGCUUAAAGAUGAAGAUAUAAAUGGGGAAGGAGUGAUGAAGAAAGAGAGGGUUUCAAGUAAAAGGUGCAAGGAAGAUCAACGCAAUAUUAGGGCUAAAUUGCUGUCAAGGAAAGUCAUCUCACAGUACUUUUAUAUGCCCAUAAUUCAAGCAGCAAAAGAGCUUAACGUGGGGCUGACACUGUUGAAAAAAAGGUGUAGGGAACUCGGAAUCAGGAGGUGGCCUCACCGCAAGCUUACGAGCCUCCGAACCCUUAUCAACAACGUUCAGGAGUUGGAGGAAGGAGAAGAAAGGGAAAGCAAAGUGAGGGAAGCAAUAGAGGUAUUGGAAAGGGAGAGGAAAAUGUUGGAAGAGAUGCCGGACAUGGAUUUGGAGGACAAGACCAAAAGACUUAGGCAAGCCUGUUUCAAGGCUAAUUACAAGAAGAGAAAGCUCGUGCCGCCGUCGAUUAUGACUCAGUCACCAUCUUCCACCGGUGCUGUUGGUAGCCGAGCAAGUGAUUUGGAUUUAAUUACUAGAGCUAAUUGUCGCAGGGGUUUGUCAGACUCUUUUUCAUCAACCAUCACCAUGAUCUAA
Molecule: messenger RNA, 900 nt
Organism: Gossypium raimondii (Peruvian cotton)
Lineage: Eukaryota; Viridiplantae; Streptophyta; Magnoliopsida; Malvales; Malvaceae
Product: protein RKD1
Exons: 4
Coding region: 1-900 (299 amino acids)
Molecular function (GO): DNA-binding transcription factor activity
Source: RefSeq, a predicted model, not a curated record